Ramularia collo-cygni is the source of this 282-nucleotide messenger RNA. RefSeq lists its product as uncharacterized. The record is from RefSeq and is a predicted model, not a curated record. The transcript has a single exon. Lineage: Eukaryota; Fungi; Ascomycota; Dothideomycetes; Mycosphaerellales; Mycosphaerellaceae. Bases 1 to 282 code for a protein of 93 amino acids.
AUGCAGUUGAUCGGCAUGCCACAAUUCGCCGCGUUGCCAGCUCGCGUGCCCAUUUUACAUAUGCUGAUGGCUGCGCUCAUGAUGUUCGGUCGAGCACGGACUGUUGGUUCCUGUUCGCAGGAUCGUGCGAGAACAUGGUCUCCACACAGCGGAGUUCCAUCCUCCCGAGCUAAGACACCACAAGGCUGUGGCGCUGUUGGCAGUCCUCAGAAGCCAAAGAAGGCAUGGUACUCAGCUACCAUGGGCUGUAACUUCAAUGCAAUCAGACGCUGCGCUCGUUAA